This is a messenger RNA of Onychostoma macrolepis, 1145 nucleotides long. RefSeq names its product zinc finger, matrin-type 2 (gene zmat2). Gene Ontology annotation, biological process: mRNA splicing, via spliceosome. The record is from RefSeq and is a predicted model, not a curated record. Gene Ontology annotation, cellular component: spliceosomal complex; U4/U6 x U5 tri-snRNP complex. NCBI's taxonomy places the organism in Eukaryota, Metazoa, Chordata, Actinopteri, Cypriniformes, Cyprinidae. Gene Ontology annotation, molecular function: zinc ion binding; nucleic acid binding.
CAUCACGAUAGCAAAAUGGCGUCUGGCAGUGGGUCCAAGAAUGAUUUUCGUCGUAAAUGGGACAAAGGUGAAUAUGAACAGCUGGCAAAACGACUCACAGAAGAGAGAGAGAAAAAAGAUGGCAAACCUGUGCCCCCCGUCAAGCGGGAGCUUCUCCGCCACAGAGAUUAUAAGGUGGAUCUGGAGUCAAAACUGGGGAAGACAAUCGUCAUCACAAAGACCACACCGCAGGCUGAAAUGGGAGGGUACUACUGCAAUGUCUGUGAUUGUGUAGUAAAAGAUUCCAUAAAUUUCUUGGAUCAUAUCAAUGGUAAAAAACAUCAGAGAAACCUGGGAAUGUCCAUGCGAGUAGAGCGCUCUUCAUUGGACCAAGUUAAAAAACGUUUUGAAGUAAACAAGAAAAAGCUGGAGGAAAAGCAGAAGGAGUACGAUUUUGAGGAAAGAAUGAAGGAGUUGCGAGAGGAGGAGGAGAAAGCAAAAGCCUACAGAAAAGAAAAGCAAAAGGAAAAGAAAAGAAAGGCAGAAGAAGAUCUCAACUUUGAAGAUGAUGAUGAAAUGGCUGCUGUGAUGGGAUUCUCAGGUUUUGGAUCCUCCAAAAAAGGCCACUGAUCACUCAUUUUAAACAUUUGCUCACCAAGGCCUUCUUUGAAUAGGUAUCCCUGAACUGUAUGAAAAUUGGCAAGAACUGCAUUAUUGUUUCACAGGACCACGCAGCUUUUUAUUGUACAUUCUGUUAAAUACUUCUGAUUCAACACAUGUGGUGGUUAACCUGUUUUUGGCCCUUGAUCAUAGAACAUCAGCAUAACUUCGUCAAUCUAAAUUAAACUCCUUGUUAUAAUGAAGUUUUUGUUAUAAGGUCGUGGUGUAAAUAGGGCUGCAUAUGCAUAAAUGUUUUAUGAGUUGUGUCUGAAGUUACCCUCUUAUACUUUCCACACAAUGAAACAGAAAAGGUUCAAAUUAAAACAAUAUGACCUCUUUUGAAGACAAAACUUGAUGCAUCUGUUCACUAACGUCUCUGUAGAUGUGGGGCAGACAAGGGAAUAAUAACCUGUUAAUUGUGUAAUUAUAGAGGGGGUUUUUUAUUAUAAGGAGACUGAUAGAUUGUAGUUUGUGGUUAUUUUACAUUAAAAACAUUAUCUAACAUC